Molecule: messenger RNA, 2841 nt
Organism: Neomonachus schauinslandi (Hawaiian monk seal)
Lineage: Eukaryota; Metazoa; Chordata; Mammalia; Carnivora; Phocidae
Gene: NLRP7
Product: NLR family pyrin domain containing 7
Biological process (GO): regulation of inflammatory response
Cellular component (GO): cytoplasm
Molecular function (GO): ATP hydrolysis activity
Source: RefSeq, a predicted model, not a curated record
AUGAUCUACAAAGUACAGAUAACCCUGUGGGUCAAGCUUUCCCCCGUGGGUAUUUUACAAAGUGCAAAAGUGCAAAGAAGACUGGAUAACUGGAAGCUGGGGGAAGCAGAAGGGGACUGCUGGUUAGAAAAGCCAGGUGAAGAGGAGCAAGAUAGAAACGCAAUGGAGGAAUCUUCUAUCCUGAAGACCUUUUCGCCAGGAAAUGGUGAUGAGUUUCACUACAACGUCACCCAGAGAAGCCAAAGGUUCAUAUCUUUCUUGAAUCCCAAAACACCCACACAGCUAAAGUCACACACGGUGGUGCUGCAUGGUCCCGCGGGCCUGGGGAAGACCACUCUGGCCAAGAAGUGCAUGCUGGACUGGACACAGGACAACCUCGCACAGACCUGCCCCCGCGCCUUCUAUCUCAGCUGCAAGGUGCUCAGCCGCAAGGGGACGUGCUCCUUCGCAGAGCUGCUGGCUGAGAGCGCCCCAGACCUGCAGGAUGCCCUUCCGCAGGUCCUCGCCCAGGCGCAGAAACUCCUGUUCGUCAUUGAUGCUUUUGAGGAGCUGCGCGUGCCCUCGGGGGUGGGGGCGCUGGUGCAGGACCUGUGUGGCGACUGGAGGUCGCAGAGACCUGCGCCUGUCCUCCUGGGAAGCUUGCUGACAAGAAAGCUCUUACCCACGGCCACCCUACUGGUCACCACGCGGCCCGAGGCCCUGAGGGAGCUGCGGUUCCUGGUGGAGCGGCCACUCUUGGUGGAGAUGGAAGGGCUCUCAGAACGCGACAGGAGGGCGUAUUUCCUGCGACACUUUGGAGGGGAGGCUCAGGCGCUGCGCGCUUUCCACCUGAUGAAGAGCAAUGCGGCGCUGUUCCGCAUGGGCGCGGCGCCCGCCGUGUGCUGGAUGGUGUGCACCUGCCUGAGGCUGCAGAUGGACGAGGGCGAGGACCCCCGCCCCACCUGCCAGACCACCACGUCACUGCUGCUGUGCUUUCUCUGCAGUCGGUUCGCGCCUGUGCGGGGCAGCUGCCCGGGUCCACACCUUGGGGCUGCGCUGCGCGCCCUGUGCCUGCUGGCCGCCGAGGGCACGUGGGCGCAGACCUCGGUGUUUGAUGGACAUGACCUGCGCAGGCUGGGCAUGGACGAGUCUGACCUGCGCCCUUUCCUGGACAGGAGCAUCCUCCAGAAGGGCAGAGACUGUGAGGGCUGCUACUGCUUCGUCCACCUGAGCGUCCAGCAGUUCCUGGCUGCUGCGCUCUACGUUCUGGGCAGCGAGGACCACCAAGACGUGGGGAGCCCCGGCUGGAACAUUGGGGGUGUGCAGAGGCUGCUGUCCAAGGAAGAAGGACUCAAGAACCCCCACCUGGCCCCCGUGGGGCGCUUCCUAUUCGGCCUCGCCAAUGAAAAGAGGGCCAGGGAGCUGGGGACCACGUUUGGCUGCCCGGUGUCCACGGAGGUCAAGCAGGAGCUACUGGAAUGCAGAAUAAGGUCCGCCGAGAACAGACCCUUCUCCUCGGUGACCGACACGAAGGAGAUUUUGUACUGUCUCUACGAAUCCCAAGAGGAGCUGCUUGUGAAGGAGGCCAUGGCCCAGGUCACGGAAGUGUCCCUGCAUUUGCAAGAUACCUCGGACAUGGUACGCGCAGCAUUCUGCCUCAAGCAUUGUGAAAACUUGCAGAAAAUGUGGCUGCGGGUAGAAAAGGGGAUGUUCCUGGAGAACGAUGCUGCGUGGGAAUCAGAGGCUCAGGCUGACCGUUCAAACGAGAAUCUGUGCUUCUUGGAUGUGAGCCAAAGCUUCCUAAGUCACUCCUCAGUGAGGAUUCUUUGUGAGCAAAUCACCCAUGUCACCUGUCAUCUCCAGAAAGUGGUGAUUAAAAAUGUUUCCCCUGCUGAUGCUUACCGGGACUUGUGUCUAGCUCUUGUUGGUAAGAAGACUCUGACACACCUGGUCCUGGAAGGUGGCGUCCACAGUGACAAGCUGCUGCUUCUGCUGUGUGAGACUCUGAGGCACCCGAGAUGCAAUCUGCGGUAUCUGAGGCUGGGGUCUUGUUCUGACACCACUCAGCAGUGGGCUGAUUUCUCCUCGGCCCUUGAAGUCAACCAGUCCCUGAAAUGCCUGGAUCUCACAGCCAAUGAGCUCCCGGACGAGUGCACCAAGUUGCUGUGCAUGACUCUGAGACACCCAAAGUGCUUCCUGCAGAGGCUGUUGUUGGAAAACUGUCACCUUGCAGAAGCCUGUUGCAAGGAGCUCUCCUCUGUUUUGAUUGUCAACCAGAGGUUGACGCACCUGUGCUUGGCCAACAACAACCUUGGGGAUGGUGGGGUAAAGCUUUUGUGUGAGGGUCUGAGUUACCCUGACUGUCAACUACAGAAUCUGGUGUUAUCCCAUUGCAACAUAACCAGACGCGGCUGCAGGUACAUCUCAAAGCUCCUCCAAGAAGAUUCGAGCUUAACAAACUUGGAUCUGGGUCUCAAUCCCAUAGCUACUGGAUCGUGGUUUCUCUGUGAGGCCUUGAAGAAGCCAAAUUGUAACCUAAGAUGUCUAGGGCUCUGUGGCUGCUCCAUCACUUCUUCCUGUUGUCAGGGUCUUGCAUCUGUUCUCAUCAGCACUCAGCGGCUGGAAACUCUGGACCUGGGCCAGAAUAUCUUGGGGCAGAGUGGAAUAACGGUGCUCUUUGAGGCUUUAAAACAGAAUAACAGCCCCUUAAAGACACUCAGGUUGGAGAUAGAUGAAUCUAGCAUGGAAAUCCAGAAGCUGUUGAAGGACGUGAAAGAUCACAAUCCAAAUCUGACCAUCGAAUGCAGUGAUGCCAGAGCAAGCCUGUCCCCACGUUGUGAUUUCCUGUCUCGAACACCCUGA